UCUAAAUAAAAGUAGUGGUGUAAUCUUCACACACUCAACUAUGCCAAGAACUCCUCCUAUGAAGAUUGAAUCACAGGUCUGGAUUUUCAGUACUCUGGAAAACAAAGCGUUCACACAUCGGCCAAAUCCCGCCUUGGGACUAUAAAUUCGAAUGGAUCAUGUCUUAUCGUAGAGAUGCUGACGUUUCGAGACCCUAUGGUAAAAUCAUAAGACUGGACAAAAGUAUAACAAGAAAUUAUUCUGAGGUUUUUCGACAGAAGACAACAUUCGGUGUUUGGAUGUCUAGUCACUGCCCUGUUCCAUCUCGUCGUAAAGAAUACAUUGAAAAAUUACAGAAGUACAUAGAUAUUGACACGUUUGGGUCGUGUGGAAAAAAGAAGUGCGGGGUUCGAAAUCCUGCUAUGAAUGAGUGUCUGAAGAAUUUCUCUAGAGAUUAUAAGUUUUAUUUCUCCUUCGAAAAUAAUGUUUGUAGAGAUUACUCAACAGAGAAAGUGUUUAACUUAUAUGAAUACAACCUGAGCAUCAUACCGGUUGAAAUAUAUGGUCCACCCCAAGCAGGUGAAUACUUACCUAAGGGAACUUUCAUAAACGCUCUAGAUUAUACGUCUCCGGAAACAUUGGCAAAAGCGCUUAAAGAAAUUGGAUCUAGUGAAAAAUUAUAUACUCAAUAUCUGAAAGAAAAAGAUGAAUACUGUUCUUUAAAUAAACAUGAAAUAUUUCGCGAUUCAAUGUGUUCUGUUUGCAAAACGCUUGUUCAACAAGAGGAUAAGAAAAUACUAACAAAACCAAAAGUGAUCGACAUGUUUAAAACCGAGUGUUAACCGACUGUAAAUUAACCGAUAGUUAAGGAGGCUAGAUGGUCAGCAAUGAUCCAU
Messenger RNA from Magallana angulata, 875 nucleotides. Its product is annotated as glycoprotein 3-alpha-L-fucosyltransferase A-like. The coding region runs from base 159 to 821 and encodes 220 amino acids. Gene Ontology annotation, molecular function: alpha-(1->3)-fucosyltransferase activity. NCBI's taxonomy places the organism in Eukaryota, Metazoa, Mollusca, Bivalvia, Ostreida, Ostreidae. Gene Ontology annotation, cellular component: membrane. The record is from RefSeq and is a predicted model, not a curated record. The transcript has a single exon.